ACCACAAGAAUGCAGCGUGUCAGCCGCUGAGUGAGGACAGAAACAGAGGGGGCUUUCUUAGCUGCUGGAAAUUAACACACAUUGCCUUGUCUGGGGAGUUGGCUGAUCUGACAAAGUAAGUUGGAGCCCAGGUGAAGGAGAGGGGCAUGUCCUCACGAAACAUUUAGAGGGAGUGGUGCUUUACAACUGAAACUACUGUGUAUCAGAAGGUAAAGGCUUUAGAAUGAAACCCCACAAGGCAAAAAAACCACAAAAAAACUGGGUUUGUUAAACGGAAAACAUUUCCACCUAAAGGCUGAAGUUUCCUUUUUUGAGCAUAUUCAACUCGCAAAACCUCCUCAAAUGUGGGCAGCAUGGAUUAAAAUAGAGCUGGAAUACAUUCAGGACUUCAAGAACACAUUUCCUGACAGACACACUUUUGAGUAAGCAGCUAGGCUAAUUCCUGAAAGUAGCCAGCACCCGUGCCAUCAAGAUCGAAACGGCCAUUUAAGGAUAUGGGCGGAGAUGAGGAAAUCUAGAUUACACUAGUAAGACUUUUUCUGAGGUGACUUGUCCAUUGAGGUUGAGUGUCCUUGGAUACUUGUGUGUUCAGAUGUCCUGCUGACAGCAAGCAGGGACUCAGCAAGACUAACACGUAAGAAACCAAUAAGUCAAGUUGGUGCAGCUUACUACCUGCAUGUUUUACUUUGCUGUGUCUACCAAAGGCUGGCGGCUUAUCAUUGUUUCAUCAAUUUAAAAGCUGAGGAUUCAUUUAUAUGACCACGCAUUGAAAUAUGGAGGACAAAGUGCUCUCGUUUUUCAAUGACUUGUGGAACAUCGCCAGCACCAAGCACAAAGAAGGGCUUUACAACACAGUCUGCCUGGUGGUGUUGCUGGCCCUGCCGUUAGUGGUGCUUGUGACCUCCCUGGUGGUGUGCUUUCACUGCUGCUGCUGCCGACGGCAGCCCUGCUGCUCCUGCUGUGGCAGCCAUGAUGGACCACCGCAUACAAAGAUGGAGGUGAAAAAGAAAAAGAACAAAAAUCGAAAAUCAGAUGACCUUUGGAUUUCUGUCAAACCAGGGCCAAUGACGCCAGAUAGGAUGGCAUUGACUAGCAUGGUCUAGCAACUGAAAACCUUGUAUGGACCCAUGUGGACCUAAGAUUUCUUUUUUUAUUUAAAAAAAGCUUUUAAUGGACUUGGACAUUCACACUUUAGCCACCUCACUUAUUGCACUCUAAGUGGAGACUUGCGCUUUGUUUCAAUGGGAAUAUCCUAGCUAGCUCCUGCUCUGUUGCAAUUUAUGUAUUCCUUAAAUUCAGUAUCACAUUCAGUCGAGGUUAUCAGUAUCACAAUCAAGGUUAUCACACUGUGUUGUAGGAAAGUGUAAUUGAUGUUUGCUGAAGGAAAUCAGUUCAAUUAUAUGAAAUCUAACCAAUUUCUUUUCAAAAUGACAUAGUCACUAAGAACCAGGAAACUGUUUAUUUAUUUUAUUUUUUUAUUGAGACCCAUGAAAAUGUUUACAUCAUCAUUUUUAAACUACUAAUGUAUUUAUAUUCAGAAUGCAUCCUAACAUUAUUCCACUCUAAAAGUGUAUUCCUGCAAUAUUGACUGAGGUACUGUACUAUAUAUAGAAAACUAAUUAAACAAAAGAAUGAUA
Molecule: messenger RNA, 1637 nt
Organism: Polyodon spathula (Mississippi paddlefish)
Lineage: Eukaryota; Metazoa; Chordata; Actinopteri; Acipenseriformes; Polyodontidae
Exons: 2
Coding region: 774-1103 (109 amino acids)
Source: RefSeq, a predicted model, not a curated record